Molecule: messenger RNA, 3445 nt
Organism: Malania oleifera
Lineage: Eukaryota; Viridiplantae; Streptophyta; Magnoliopsida; Santalales; Ximeniaceae
Exons: 5
Coding region: 412-3357 (981 amino acids)
Source: RefSeq, a predicted model, not a curated record
UUGCUGGUCAUGGAGCUCCCCAUGAUCCCCACUUCCCCGCGCAGAGCGUCGGACUCCCCUGCCCGGACUAUCGUUUUUUGAAAGUUCAAAAACACUCUCUUUCUCUCUCUAAAAGUCUUAACGUUCCCACUCUUGGCUUCCCACGGCCCCAGCCGUCUUUAAUGCUCGCCGUCCGCCCCUUCUCUCUCUCUCUCUCUCUCUCUCUCUCUCUCUCUCUCUCUCUCUCUUUUAGAUUCCGUUACUAGGCCAGAGCGCGAGCCGAAAAUCUAGGGUUUCUUUUCGAACUUUCUUUGAUGGUUUCCUUGGAUCCUUUGCCUCGUCUUUUCGAGGCGCUCUUGAGCUGUGCUCCGUCGUUCUCGAUCUAGGUUUCUCUGCCUAUUACGGGUUCUUUGCUUUAUUUGAUGAUCGAUCAUGGAGAGGUUUCGUCAGAGGAGGUCGAAAGUUGCGGGCCACGGUGAUCGGAGCUCUGGCCGCGGACUUUUCUUCGCGGAUGCAGCUUCACGACAAGGAAACAGGCAGAUUCAAAAACAGAGAAGCCAGUUCAAAUUGGCGCCUGAUUGUAGUUCUUAUCCUAAUGGAUUCACAGAAGACAAUCUGCUAAAUUUUGAGAUGGGCCAUAGCAAGACAGAUCGACUGACUGGAACUCCUAUGAAGAAGUUAUUAGCUGAAGAGAUGUUAAAAGAAACUGAAUCCAAAAGACGGCCGCCAAGCAUCAUUGCCAGAUUGAUGGGUCUGGAUGGGCUUCCUCCUCAACAAGCUACUCAAAAACAGCAUAAACGGUUCCCUGAAAAAUUCCAGCAGAGGACAGCAUCAACAGGAUCUCAAAGGAAUUGUGUAUCCUAUGACGGGAGCCAUCAGAGGAAGAGCUCAAAGGAGCAGCAGGAAUUUAAGGAUGUGUUUGAAGUUGUGGAAACCCCAAGGGCGGAUAGCAGCAGUGUCCUGUUGCAUGAGACGGAAAGUUCAAAGUGUGCUGAAGCAAAAAUGGAAUUCAUUCGGCAGAAGUUCAUGGAUGCAAAACGUUUUUCAACUGAUGAAAAGCUUCAGGAUUCGGAGGAAUUCUAUGAUGCACUCAAAGUUCUUGAAUCCAACAAGGACCUUUUGCUAAAAUUUCUCCAGGAACCUGAUUCCUUGUUCACAAAGCAUCUGCACGACAUGAAAGGCAGUCCUCCACAAUCUCAUUGCAAUCACUUACCUGUUAUAAGAUCUGCAAAUGCCCGAAAGUUUGAAAAAAAUCUCAAAGGGUCAAAAUCAGUGAGAGAAACUUCAUGCAAGAGUGAUACUAGCUCUCCUCAGAGAUAUCAUGAUGUUCGUUCUCUCAAGUUUAGAGAUCAAAUAGGAGGGAAGGAUAAGAUAGACGUCCAACCCACAAAGAUUGUUGUUUUGAAACCAAAUGUUGGAAAGACCCAGGAUGCUGGUAAGUUUGUUUCAUCACCUCAUUCAUCUCAGGCUUCUCUUUCAGAUUAUAGGAACCACGUGGAAUUUCCGAUUAUCAGACAUGGGGAGGCAGAAUCACCAGGAAGGGAGAAGUUAUGUAGUGAUAUGGCGCCUUCAAGAUAUAAGUGUGGAGAGUCUAGAGAAAUUGCUCGGGAAAUAGCAAGGCGAAUGAGAAAUGGUUUCAAUAGUGGUUCCAUCAAUUUGUCACCUUCCUAUAUUAGGGGAUAUGCUGGGGAUGAGAGUUCAUGUAGCAUGUCUGAAAGUGAUUCUGCUAAUGAAUCGGAGGUGGCAACUUUUACUCCUAGAAGCUCCUUUGACUGCAACAAUUUUUAUCUGCCUUCUCCAUCCUAUUCAAUUGAGUCAUCUGUCAACAGGGAGGCCAAGAAGAGACUCUCGGAGAGGUGGAAGAUAACUCAAAGGUUUCAAGAGGGGAGAGUGGCUAGUUCAGGUAGCACUCUUGGGGAAAUGCUUGCUAUCCCUGAUAGGGAAACGCAUCCAGCAAACUUGGAUGCAAUGGAUGAUCUGGUAGAUUCCUAUAGAAAUGAUAAAACUGCAGGGCGGAUUGAUCCCUUGGGCAUCAGCAGUAGGGAUGGGUGGAAGGAUGGGUGCGUUAGUGAUUUGCCAAGAUCAAGGUCUCUACCUGCAUCCUCUGCUGCCUUUGGAAGUCCUAAAGCAAGCAUGCGAAGGGAAGCUGUUGGUAAUGGCAGGUAUAUGAUGCCAAAAGAGGCCAUAAAUAAGUUCAGAAACAAUGAAGAUCCAAGGAAUUUCAAUCAGAAGGAAAGUUUAUAUGGUAGGAACACAAGAUCUGGUAAUAAGAAAUCUCGAUCUCCUUGCCGUACAAAUAGAGAAAGCAGUGGCAUUUUACUAGAUAUGUACUUCGCCCAGAAUCAAUUAAGGAGCAAUUUUGACGACAAGGAUUCUUCUAAUCCAAAGCAAAUGAUUUCUGAGACAUCAGGAAGCAUUUUCUCUGAUACAAAUUCAGUUCUUGAUCAAGUGGCAGAUGCAGGACAUGAGAAUGUGACCAUGUCUUUUGAGUUUCCAGAUAACUUGCUUCAAGAAGCAUCUGAUUGUAUGUUAGUGAGAGUCGAUUCCUCCAGUCAUGAUCAUGACAGUUCAGCUCCAAAGGAGCAAUCAAUUAGACCAUCCGACGAAGUUUCAGUUCCCAUGGGCUGUCCUGUACCUGAAGCAGCAUCUCCAGCAAGCACUAAGGAGAUUGAUCAGCCUAGUCCAGUUUCUGUUCUGGAAGCUCCUUUUAUGGAAGAUCCAUCCUCUGGUUCAGAAUGCUUUGAAAGAGUUAAUGCUGAUCUCCAUGGGCUUCGAAUGCAGCUUCAGCUUCUCAAGUUGGAGUCCGAGACAUAUGUGGAGGGACCCAUGCUUAUUUCAAGCGAUGAAGAUGUCGGAGGAGAAUCUGUCGAAGGGAGGCGAAUAUUUAGAGCCCAAGAGAGCCUGGAAUCUUCCUAUCUUGUUGACGUUUUAAGCCAUUGCAGUUUUGAUGGUACAGAUCCGGAAUCGAUCGUGGCAGCAUGGCACUCCCCAGAGUACCCCAUUGGACCGCUUGUAUUUGAAAAACUCGAGAAGAGGUUCUGUGAUAAGAGCAUUUGGAUGCGGUCUGAAAGGAAGCUACUGUUUGAUCGCAUAAAUUCUGGACUAGCUGAGAUCUUACAGGAGUCCUUGGAUUCACACCCUUGGGUAAAGCCAGUGACGAGAAGGGUUGGUCCUAGGUGGGCCAAAGGUGAACUUAAAGAUGAGCUGAGCAAGCGGCUGGGAAGCCAGGGGAAGAAAGCGAAGGGGGACACUGCUGAGAAGGUGCCGGUGAAUCAAUCGGAGUGGCUGAAUUUACGAGAUGACAUCGAUGUAAUUGGUAGGGAAGUUGAGAGAUUGUUAAUAGAUGAGUUAGUCUCAGAGAUUGUGACGGUGUGGUGAUUUUGAACCACAAGCUGUUUCUGGUCUAGGCUGUGUUACACAUACGGAAUUUAAUUGAUGGAAUGAUUAAUUCAGAAGGUAAAUAAAA